Lindgomyces ingoldianus is the source of this 2005-nucleotide messenger RNA. RefSeq lists its product as uncharacterized. The coding region runs from base 44 to 1825 and encodes 593 amino acids. The record is from RefSeq and is a predicted model, not a curated record. The transcript has 3 exons. Lineage: Eukaryota; Fungi; Ascomycota; Dothideomycetes; Pleosporales; Lindgomycetaceae. Gene Ontology annotation, biological process: spliceosomal snRNP assembly.
CGCGUAAAGCGAAACCACUACUAAAACUCACGACGCUGGUAACAUGUCGUGGAGCGGGGUUAACAUGGCCACUACCCAGGGCGGUGAGAAGUACAACAAGCUGGCUCGUCCAGAUUAUUAUGUCGCAAGCCUCAGCAGAAAACGACCAGAAUCCGAGACCCGGCAUGAGCCGAGCGAUGACGAGCCGCCGCCCAAGCGAAGUAGACAAAAUAAUUCGAGUCGAAAAGAGAAUGAUUCACCAAGGCGGUCUCCAGGCUCCGUCAAAUCCUCAGAAGUCCAUGCCCCAAUCGAUGCAGACUGUGGGAUGAGAUACGGGUUCCCGGGUCUGGACGAGUCUGACGUUUCCGAUGAUUCUACAAAUGAAGCCCUUGCAUAUCUUCGAAGUGUCAGGUCCGAAGCGCAAUCAAUACCACACGUCCUCCUUGCCCCCACCCCGCAAAUCGAGGAGGGUGACCAUGAUGAGUCGAUGUACAAAAAUGGGCGGGGAGACAUGAGAGCUUUCUACAAGGACGGCACAUGGAUUGCUCGCGACCUCGAACGCGAAAAUUAUUUUGACCCCAGCCGAUCCGACUCCCCCGCCAACCUCGACCCCCAAGAACAGUACUACAACAAACUCCUUACGCGAUACCAAGCCCUCCGUAAGACCCUCUCAGAAGCCACUCCAGUCAAUAAAGCCAAGCGAAAGAACGAUGGCCCUUCCAAUAGUACAAGCGAAGUUCCUCCCCAGAACAGGCGGGAGUGGCUCUAUGCUCUCUCUCGCCAGUUUCCGACUCCCUCGCAUGUGUGCCGGAUGGACCAACGCGACGUCUUUCAGGGCCUUCUAUACUCCAUGCUCAGCUUGGACCGGUUUGACACAAUCAACAAGCAGCAGAGUUGUUGGGUUUGGGCCUUGUUGGCGAAGGCGGGUGAGAUGGGCACUCUAGACUACUAUAAAAUUGGACGCUUGAGGGAAUUGGCGCAGAAAGCAGCAGAACUUAAUAUAAGACUAUGCAGCGGCCACCUCAAAGAGCGACGCAAGGGUAGUGAUAGUGAUAGCGAUAGUGAAGAUGAAGUUGCAAGGAGCUGGGGGAUUGACGGUGAAGGCGUUGAAAGUGAAGAACCCGCCAGUAGCAAGUCGGAGGAAGAUGUCCAGGAGAGCACAAAGGAGAUCCCAGUAAAGGUUGCAGAGAACCCCAGUACGGAAUCUAGUGGACAGGCCCCUAUGACCGAAUCGAAUGACUGUGAGACCAAGGAGGUCCUUGAGAACAACGAUGUCAUAACUGACAGAAUUGAGGACAUUAGUGUCAAGCCCAACAAUAUCCCAGCCAAUGACGUCGAAAUUCCGGGCCACACCGAAGAGAAGGAACCUCAAACCCUUGAAGAGGCAAAAGCACGACUGCUGGCUCAGCUUGGAGAUCGUUUGGUUCAAAGACGCCCAUUCCUCUCGCGGGCAGAAGCAGAAGCGCAGCGUCAACAAAUCCGUGAGAAGCAGCUAGCUUUGACGCGAGAUAACGGUCCUGCCAAGGAAGCAGAAGAAGUAUUGCUUACCAGUAAAAAAGAUGACGAUUCUGAGGCUCCCACACUGGAUCAGUCGGAAUCGGCUUCACGAGGAGAGCCUUCCUGCGCUAAACCAGAGCCUUUCACAGAAAGUGAGAUGGAAAUUGAGGCUGAGAAAGAAGUCACGGAGAACGAGGUUGAAAAGGAUUCCAACAUUGAGAAGAAAGAAAUGGCCCCCGACACGAACACCAAGAUCACGCUGGACAUGAUCAUUACAGUCGUAGCUGAGUGUUACGGACAGAAGGAUCUCUUGAAGUACAGGGAUAUGUGGGUUCAGCGAAACGUUUGACGUCUGCCGAACUACCAUGUACCUGGUUCCAUGUGCCUGAACAGUAGUAGGAUUAGGGAGUUUCUGGUGCCUAGUGCCGUGAUACAGGCUCCAAAAGCUAGCUUUUGAGGGUUACACGAUGCCAUAUUCAUGGGUACUAUUUGCAUGCAUCAUCCCGAAAUCACAGCAGACUGUACAGAC